Messenger RNA from Tinamus guttatus (white-throated tinamou), 1099 nucleotides. RefSeq names its product CTD small phosphatase like (gene CTDSPL). The record is from RefSeq and is a predicted model, not a curated record. Gene Ontology annotation, molecular function: RNA polymerase II CTD heptapeptide repeat phosphatase activity. Lineage: Eukaryota; Metazoa; Chordata; Aves; Tinamiformes; Tinamidae.
CGAGCCUCCGCGAGGGAAGCAGCCCGGUGAAAAUCGCCCUCGGUUUCCAUGGACAACCCGUCCAUUAUCACCCAGGUGACUAACCCCAAAGAGGAGGAGAUCCUGUCCUGCGCUCAGGAUAAAGUGUCCCAAUGUAAUAUCAGCUUGAAGAAGCAGAGGAGUCGAAGUAUCUUUAGCACCUUAUUCUGCUGCUUUCGUGACUACAAUGUCGAUCCACCAUCUACCAACAGCACCAGUGCUCUUCCUCCGCUGGUGGAGGAAAAUGGAGGACUUCAGAAGGGUGACCAGAUGCAGGUCAUGCCUAUACCAAGUCCACCAGCUAAAUACCUCCUCCCGGAACUGACAGCAUCAGACUAUGGGAAGAAGUGUGUGGUCAUUGAUCUAGAUGAAACUUUAGUGCACAGUUCAUUUAAGCCGAUUAGCAACGCGGAUUUCAUUGUUCCAGUUGAGAUCGAUGGAACCAUACAUCAGGUUUAUGUAUUGAAACGACCACACGUGGAUGAGUUUCUGCAGAGGAUGGGAGAACUCUUUGAAUGUGUACUCUUCACAGCCAGUCUAGCCAAGUAUGCAGACCCAGUAGCAGACUUACUGGAUCGCUGGGGUGUGUUCAGGGCAAGACUCUUCAGAGAAUCCUGUGUUUUCCACCGAGGAAAUUACGUGAAGGAUCUGAGUCGACUGGGACGUGAGCUGAGUAAAGUUAUUAUCGUAGAUAAUUCUCCUGCAUCUUAUAUCUUCCAUCCCGAAAAUGCAGUGCCUGUGCAGUCCUGGUUUGAUGACAUGACAGACACGGAGCUGCUAGACCUUAUUCCUUUCUUUGAAGGACUAAGCAAAGAGGAAGAAGUUUACAGUAUGCUUCAUAAACUCUGCAACAGGUAGCCCUUAACUCAGACUGACUUCUGCUACUAGGUUGCAGUUGCUAGAGGCUGGCUCCAACUUUUUCAGCUCUUUCCAGCGUAAGCUUUGGGGAGGUCCCUCCUAUCAGAAGUGCUACUCCUGAUCUUCCUGUUACAUUGUACACGAAGGACAAUCAUGAGGAUGCUAUUAAGCCUUCAGAAGCCUGACUCCUAAGGUCACGUGUUCAGACUACUUUUUUUAAGGA